This is a messenger RNA of Uranotaenia lowii, 770 nucleotides long. RefSeq lists its product as uncharacterized. The record is from RefSeq and is a predicted model, not a curated record. The transcript is spliced from 2 exons. Bases 250 to 720 code for a protein of 156 amino acids. NCBI's taxonomy places the organism in Eukaryota, Metazoa, Arthropoda, Insecta, Diptera, Culicidae.
CAACCUGACUUGUCAAGUUGAUUAUGGUGACCAACAGGCUGCGUAAACAACUAAGUACAAUGUCUAAUUUUUGGAAAACUUUGAAAACUAACCCAAUAGUCAGAGUGAAAUGUCAGUUUGGUAAGAUUAAGCUAUAGGAGAUAUACCUAUAGGAUUGUUACGUGUUGUAAAGGCUUUGCCAACAUUUGAAUUAAGGUACACGGGAUUUCUCCAUCAGACCCACUGCCGAAAACCGUUUGCGAAGCAUGUAUGAAGAAAGUAAUGCAGCACCAUGGAAUGAUUAAAAAAAUAGCUGAAACUCAGAAAAAAUUUAAAAAAAUGCGCGAGGAAGAAUUUUUACGGCAGCAGCUAAUUCGCCGGAACGAUUUGAACGCCUUACAGAGCAGUAAUCCUAAUCGACCUGCAGAAACUAUCGCUGGAAGUAGUGGUUCUAGCACUGGCAAUACAUACAAUACUCGUAGUAGCACGUCGUCAUCUCAAUCUUCCUCAUCAGCCACAAUCACAGGAACUGCAACAAAUCAAGUAGUCUCGGAAGUCGCCAACAGUUCACGAUUAGCUGCUGUAGCUAGUCCAAAUUUGAAUCGCAGAAUAACUCGGUACGCUCUACGUAUCCACCGACAACUAAAUAACGAUGUCAACAGUUACAUGGAAAAUAUGGCAAGCAGCUCGUCGUCAUCUUCAGAAGAUGAUACUGACAGUGACAGUGGAGACGGAAAUUAAACCUGAUUCCAAUACUUUUUUUCAAAUCCUUAAUUUAAUAUGCGUGAUAG